CCGCACCCUGUGUUGUCAAACCUGUCAAACAAUUCCCUUUAAAAAUAUGUCAAGGUUUCAUUUUAAUCCUUUUAAACAUAGUAUUUAUAUAUUUAAUAAUCGACUGCGAUAAUAAAACAAUAAUUGCGAGUGUUCAGUGAGAAAUAUUAAAAAAAAAAACUCAUUAAAUACAUAUAAGGAAAAAAUUGACAUUUUAAACAUAACCUCAAAAAUUGUGCGUGUUUUCAUUUUUAAUAUUAUUUCUUUGUUAGCUAUUUGAUAGCUGACUCAGACUUCAUUGUUCUCCUCGGAAAAACAUGCCGCAGUUCUUUAAUAAUUCUGUUAAAUAUCAAACGUGAGUGAUUAUUUUUACAAGAAAAAAAUCAAUAUGUUUUUAUUAUGGUGCAUUUUCCUCCUUGGAGUUGAUGUUCUAUUGGGUAUAGAAUAUCUUGGAUGUUAUGAAAGUUCAUCAAAUGAUCCUGAAUUAAAUGUUCCAAGUUCGAAAGAUUUUGGUUCACCUGAAGGUUGCAUUGACGAAUGCCGAUCACAUUACUUCAUGUUCGCGGGUCUAAUGGCUGGUCAUAAAUGUUAUUGUGGCAGUGCUUUCGGAAAAAAAGGAUUAUCGGAAAAUUGCACGAUGCCGUGUUCAAGUACACAAAAUGACACGAAUAUGUGUGGAUCUUUUAAUGCAAUGAGUAUAUAUGCAACUGGUCGAAAAGGUCCAAGUCCACCGAGAAGAAUAGACAUUUAUCACGAUCAACCGCGUUCUUUACGAGUAACUUGGCAACCACCUGAUAAUCCAAAUGGCAAUCUUACAUCCUAUACUUUACGAGCCGAAGUAAUAAAAACUUACGCCACUACUCCACUGCCACCAAUUGAGAUUAAAGUCGAAGGUGGCUUUUCAAAUACAACUGUUUUUCAAGGUCUUCAACCGGGUACCGAAUACAAUAUUUCUAUUGUUGCACACAAUGUAAAUGGAGUUAGCGAUCCUGUUUUUAACACUGAUCGCACUUUAAUUGGUCCACCAAAUAAACCAGAAACACCGCGAAUUCUCGAAAAAUUUGCAAAUACAAUGAUAGUUGAAAUUUCACGUGGUAGUAGUGAAAAUGGUCCAAUAACAUUUUAUCAAAUUGUUGUUGUAUUACCGGGUAUUUUUCCCCCAACAGGCAAUGAUAUCGCCUAUCCAAGUUAUCAUCAAACACACGGUAAAGACGAUGAUCUUGGUUAUUAUGUGACUGCUGAAUUUGAUGAUUUUGAUUUUCCACGAUAUUCAAAAUUCACCGUUGGCAAUGGAAAAACAAUUGGUGGUUAUUAUAAUUCACCAUUUGAAUUAAAUACAACACCACAAAUUGGAUUGGUUAUUGUUUCGAGAAAUCGUGACAGCGUUCAAUAUAGUUAUUCCGAUUUGACAAAAAGUUUUCCAGAUCAUAAAAAACUCACCCCCAUCUCGCCAACGAACGUAACGGCAAUAAUUCUCUGGAUAGCGAUAGUAAUUCUCAGUUCUCUUCUAUUAAUAUCAAUUGUCCUGUAUUUUGUUCUAAAACGAAAACAUCGACGACAAGAUCGUAUGCACAAAUUACCCGAACAGCAGGAAUUAACAUUACAAGGACCAUUAUAUGAAGUUGAUAAUAUGGCAUAUAUUCCUGAGGAUAUGCCAGAACAAACAAAUCAUUAUCAGGAUUUAAAAUUGAAAAUAUGGACAAUUCCGAGGAAUUUUUUAAAUUUUGACAAUGUCCCAUUGCGACGUAGUCGUUUUGGUACAAUUCAUUGGGGACAAGUGCAAAAAGAUGGAAUUACAAUAUCGUCGAGUGUUCAUAAAAUAUCUGAUACCUCAUUAAAAAAAUCAGAAAAACGUCAAAUGCUACGUGAAUUGGAUAUUUGCAUUAAAGGUGGAUCAAUGAAAUUUUUAGCGGGUCUUAUUGGUACAUGUGAAACAUCAGAUACAUUAUUUAUUGCCAUUGAAAUGCCAUCGCAAACAUUAAAAAAUAAAUUAUUGGCAUCAAGAUCGGGUGAAAUAUUUCCAUCAGAGAAAAUUUUGAAAAUUGGCUCAUCAAUUGCCGCUGCAUUGAGACAUUUGGAGAAUAAUAAAAUUAUUCACAAUCAAUUGUGCGCGAGAAGCAUUGGAAUUGCAAGUGAUUGGACGCCAAAAGUCAUGGGCCAUGGAAUUGGAAAAUAUGCAUUGGAAGAUUUUAAAUAUGCACGAUGGACGGCAAUUGAAUGUUUCAGUAAUCAGAAAAAACAUCAAGCUGGUGUUGUAUGGGCUUUUGGUGUACUAUUAUGGGAAAUGUUGAGUAUGGGUGGUACACCGUACUCAAAUCUUCAGCUUGACAGUGAUGUUGAGGAGGCAUUGGAAAGAGGUGUGAGACUUGAACAAUUGAGAGACACACCCGAUCCUGUCUAUGAAGUUAUGCUCUCUUGUUGGAGUAACGAUGAACACGAACGACCCACUUUUGAUGAAUUAAUUCGAUUGGAUACAUUGAGCCUUUGUCCAAUUACAACAGUUACGGAGCCUUAUCUGCCUGAAUUGGAGCUUAAUUAGAAAAGAUAAAACAAUAUUUUCGUCAUUAAUUUUUGCUUAAUGGAGAAAUAAGCAAAAGAAUAUCAAGUAUUUUAUACACGCGCAAAAAAGAAAAUGAGGAGUUACCAAAUGUAUUUAAAAAAAAACACUGCUGACAAAGUUUUUAGAUCUGAUUCGAAGUACUCCGCUUUCAUAUUAUUAGUAUUUAAUUUCACAGGUAAUCAAGAAAACAUAAUUUUUUUUUUUUUUUUUAAUGAAAUUUAUAUCCGUCCAUAUUUAAUAGAAUUUAAGCAAAGUGAGAUUCACUCUGUCGAUAUUGAUCGACAAUAAUUUACUUUUUUUUUAUUUUUGUAAUUUACAAAAACUAAUUUUUUUUGUUUUAUAUAUUAAAAUUUAUUUCUAUUUUUUAUUUUAUGAAUUACAAUUUAUAUUUUAUAAAUUAAAAUUUCUAUCUAUUGUUUUUUUAAAUAGAUUGUUUGGUACUUGAAAAAAAAGAAACUAUUUUAUGGUAAAUAGUUUAAUAUUUUACUCGUCCAUCAGACUUGUGCUAAACAAUUUAUAAAUUUUGAAAAAAUUUUAAAAAAUUAUUUUAUUGUACAUUUUUUUUAAAUGAACCUUUUGUGUUCUUAGAUUUUUUAAUAUUUAGUUUGUACUUUUUAAUUAAGACACAUUUUUUUCGUAACGAAACAGAGUAAUAGAUAUUAAAAUUAAAAUGAUCGAUAUUUAAUGAUUUACAGUUCUUUUAAUUAUACAAAGAAAAGAACAAAAUGUUGCAUGUAUUUCGAAGUAGUGUUUUUUUUUUUUUUAUUUCAAAAAUAAUUAAUUGAGAAAUUUCUACUUUAAGAGAAAGAAAAUAUCAUUCAAAGUGCAUUUAAAAACUAAAAAUAUAAAAAAAAAACUCGACUGUAUUUUUCGAAUAAUCUCAAUAUUCUUUAACUAUAAGAAAGCGUAUUUUUUAUGCCAUAUGCUAUACUAAUAUGAAUAAUUACUAUUAUUCUAAAACUAGAAAAUAUGAACAAAUUUACAAUAAUUGUGAGAAUUUCGCUAUUAUAAAAAAAUAUGAAUGAGAUUAGAAAUAAUUUGCAAUUCGUUUUUUUGUAUCUUAUUGAUUGUGUAUUUACAUUACAGUAUUCGUCCAUUCCAUUUAAACUAAUUUAAAGCUUCAGUACUUAAAAAGCCAUAUACAAACACACAUACAGAUAUACAGGUUCACAUGUUUAUAUAGCGAGUGUAAUACCAAAAAUGAAAUUUUGUAUUCGAUUUUACUGCAUUUUUUAUAUUAAAAAUUGUUUCUUUUUUCAAAUAAAAAUUUCUAUAAAUGAUUUCUCGUAGAAAUAUAGAUAUUAUAA
Molecule: messenger RNA, 3846 nt
Organism: Leptopilina boulardi
Lineage: Eukaryota; Metazoa; Arthropoda; Insecta; Hymenoptera; Figitidae
Gene: Wsck
Product: putative inactive tyrosine-protein kinase Wsck
Exons: 4
Coding region: 368-2518 (716 amino acids)
Biological process (GO): cell surface receptor protein tyrosine kinase signaling pathway; protein phosphorylation; multicellular organism development
Cellular component (GO): signaling receptor complex
Molecular function (GO): protein binding; ATP binding; transmembrane receptor protein tyrosine kinase activity
Source: RefSeq, a predicted model, not a curated record